Molecule: messenger RNA, 2720 nt
Organism: Chara braunii
Lineage: Eukaryota; Viridiplantae; Streptophyta; Charophyceae; Charales; Characeae
Source: the annotation of a GenBank genome assembly
GCGAAGCGCUGUGCAGAGCACUUCAAGUCCACGACAAAAGGGCCCAGGUGCAACAUGAACAGGCUAUGCGGUAGGCUGUCAGCGGAGGAAAGAGAGAAGAGGGAGCUGGGCCGGCUGGAGGGAAUUGCGCUGGUGCUUGGAAAGGCUGUGCCACCGGCACUGUCACAGGAUUGCCCCUCUGACGUCGAGGGCACGUACGAACCGGAGGGCGAGGAGGAAAGCAGCAGGCCCCAACCUCCUCAAAACAGGGUCAACGCAUGUCUUUUCACCACCACUAAUGUGUGGCAGACUACGCUGGAAGAGGGCGGGGCGAUAAUCUCUAAGAACGAGGAAGCACAACGCUCUAUAGACGACUGGUUGGUUUAUGGAGGAGUCCCCUUCAACAUGGUGCGCAGCAAGUAUUUCUUGCGCAUGAUAGAGAAGGUCCGCGACGCGGAGCGGUCCUUCAUCCCCGUAAAAUAUGACACGCAGCGGACGAAGAGGUUGGAUAUGUCCCGGGCGCGGGUCGAGGAGGGGGUUUUGCGGCAGCAGAGAAGUUGGGCUCGAACCCGAUGCAUGCUCCAGCUUGAUGGCUGGACUGACAUAAGAGGCAGACCACACUUGAAUGUCAUGGUCUCCUUUCCGACCGGUGUGCUAUUUUGGAAGUCGCAUUGCAUGUCAGGCAAGGAGAAGGGAGCAGCAGCGUACUUCGACAUCUUACCUGAGUCGAUUCACGAAGUUGGCGAGAAGAGUGUCGUCGGAGUGAUCAUGGACAACGCUGCUGUGUGCGCGAGAGUUGGCAGAUUGGCGGAGGAUACAUUCCCACUAACCUUCCACGUGCCAUGCACUGUGCACUGCCUCGACUUGAUGCUGCACGAUAUUGGGAAGAUAGAGUGCGUGGCUGAAACGGUGACGAAGGCGAAUGACAUGGUGAAGUUCGUCAUGAACCACCAGCGAGUCAGGGAUGUUUACUACAUCCAUGCAGGUGGAAGGCAGUUACUGCGACCAGCGGCAACGCGUUUCGCCACCAACUUUCACAUGCUGGACCGCUUGAAGAAGCAGCGAAAAGCGUUGGUGGCUAUGGUCACAGACGACAUGUGGACAGCGACGUUGGUCCCCCAUGCGCAGCGCUCGACCCUCCACGAGAUGGAAGACGUCAUACUCGAUGCAGCAGGCUUUUGGGAUCUUGUGAACAAGGCAAUCAAUGUCGUUUACGACAUUGUUUUGUUGCUGAAACUGGUGGAUGGCAACGGUCCGACCAUCAGCAAGGUUUAUGCGAAGAUGGACAGGAUAGUGGAGCGCCUGCGAGUUAGCAAGGGUCUGACAGUGGAUCAGCGGGACGAGAUCGAGGUGAUGGUCAUGCGCAGAUGGAAUGCCAUGACCACCCCCCUCCAUUGUGCAACCCUGUUCCUGGAUCCAGAGUACAGGUCGUCUGAGCCGCACAAGGAUGCAGAGAUCCAAGAUGGAUUCUACACCUGGGUGUACACAUGGCUCAAAGGGGCGUCACAGGAGGUGUGCGACCAGGUGGAGUAUGAAGUCGAUUGUUGGGUUCAGAACAUUGGCAAGUUCAGCUCGCAGGUGGCUAUGGAUGCAGCCCGCUGCGAAAGGAAUUGGAGCCUUUUCGCAGCAAUUCACACCAAAGAGCGCGAUGGCCUGGCCCCGGAGACAAUGCACAAACUGGUGUACAGCAAGUGGAACAUGCGGCUGCUUGACAUGCUGCAGCAGAUGCCGGAGAGGGCCAAAGACCUUAUUGAAUGGGAUGACCCACUGACAGAGGAGGAGCAAAAGGAGGCCAAAGAAAGAGUGAAGGUGGCUGAGCGGCGAUUGAAGAGCCUUACCUCAGCUGGUGACAAUGUUGUUCCACCAGCUGAUGCCGGGGAUGAUGAAGAUGGGGAUGAAGCUGCUGUUCCAUGCCGUGAAGAAUGCAACCUGGAGGAGAUUGAGGAGGGUCAACACGGGGAUUGGCGUGGAUUGAUGAAGGCAGGCAACUUCCUAAUUGAAUGUUCCCAAACAGAUGUGCGAAGGAAGGCACGCACCUUGGGAACGGAGGAGCACAUGCGUGCUCACAAGAAGGGAGGCGGUGACACACUGCCUCAUGGUGCUGCAACGACAGCACCACAAAACGAGACCGGGACAUCGUCGGCACAGCCUGAUCCUCAACGCCUAAAAAAAACUAGAGGCAGGCCAAGAAAAAACCCAUUGACGGAUCUGGACGGGUCACAUGCUGUGACUGCGGAGGGAGAGGACAACCCUACGCAGAUAACUGAUAAGAACGAAGUAGAGGGGGGCAAUGAUGAGGGUUUGCCAAGCAGCGACCAGGGCAUGGCAAGGAAGAGGCCGCGUGAUGGUGAAGAGGAAGGCUCAUCAGACUACCCAUCAAGCGAUGAUGAGCUGUCAUUGGCUGAAAAAAAGCGGAGGGGGUCAUAGAGAGUCAUUAGAGACGAGAGAGAGAGAGAGAGAGAGAGAGAGAGAGAGAGUGGACUGCCGUUUUUGGGGUGGUCAUUCAUGAAUCGUGAAUCAUGAAUGACUUUCAAUCACUUAGGGGACAGCGGCGGUCUAGAAGCUGUCGGUUCUGUUCAAACUUCAAAGUUCAAUGUUAAGUUAAUUCAACUUCUAAGUUCGAAGCAUGUAUACUGUUUUUUUUUUUUUUUUUUUUUUUUUUUUCCCGGAAAAUAUACUGCAUCCGGACAGGCAUCCGGACAGUGGAUCCGGACCGGUCCGGAUAAACCGGAAUUCCGGAA